Messenger RNA from Lodderomyces orthopsilosis Co 90-125, 1401 nucleotides. It is a transcript of the gene GCN5, whose product is annotated as histone acetyltransferase. The record is from RefSeq and is a predicted model, not a curated record. NCBI's taxonomy places the organism in Eukaryota, Fungi, Ascomycota, Pichiomycetes, Serinales, Debaryomycetaceae. Gene Ontology annotation, cellular component: histone acetyltransferase complex. Bases 1 to 1401 code for a protein of 466 amino acids. Gene Ontology annotation, molecular function: histone H3 acetyltransferase activity; protein binding. The transcript has a single exon. Gene Ontology annotation, biological process: positive regulation of transcription by RNA polymerase II; chromatin remodeling.
AUGGUUGACAGGAAGAGAACAAUACGAGUGGAAGACGAUGAGGAUGAGGAUGAUGUUCCAUUGAAUAAAAAGAUGAAAUUGGAAUCAAAAGAAAACACACCUCUAGUGAAAGAGGAAGAGGAAGAAGUGUCGGGAGUUAAAACAGAGAAUCUCUCAGUAAAAGAGGAUGUAAAAGAAGAGCCAAUGGAAGAGGUAAACGGAGAACAGGCAAACAAUGAAGAAGCAAAUGAUGAAGAUGACGACGAUGACGAUGACGACGAUGAUGGCGAAGACGAGGAGGCAGAGGAAGAACAAAAACGAAUAACCAACUUCAAUUUCGAUGGAGAAAUAUACACCUUCAAAGAGCGACCUUCAGUGAUAGAGGAAAAAGAAGGCAAGAUCGAAUUCAGAGUGGUAAAUAAUGAUAACACAAAGGAUAGUCUAAUAGUCUUAACUGGUCUCAAAAACAUUUUUCAAAAGCAGUUGCCAAAAAUGCCGCGUGAGUAUAUAUCGCGAUUGGUCUAUGAUCGCUCACAUUUAUCAAUGGCUGUUGUACGGAAACCGUUAACUGUGGUUGGUGGGAUAACCUAUAGACCCUUCAACAAUAGAGAAUUUGCAGAAAUUGUGUUUUGUGCUAUUUCCUCGACCGAACAGGUACGUGGGUACGGUGCCCAUUUGAUGAAUCAUUUGAAAGAUUACGUUAGAGCGACUUCCCCGAUUAAAUACUUUCUAACUUAUGCAGAUAACUAUGCUAUUGGUUACUUCAAGAAGCAAGGGUUCACUAAAGAAAUAACGCUUGAUAAAUCGGUGUGGAUGGGGUAUAUAAAGGAUUACGAAGGUGGUACCUUGAUGCAGUGCUCGAUGCUCCCGUCUAUUCUCAGAUAUCUUGACCUGGGAAAGAUACUUCUUCUACAGAAAGCAGCAAUCGAGAGGAAGAUAAGACUGCGGUCGAAAUCUAAUGUUGUCCGACCUGGUCUUCAAAUUUUUAAAACGAAUAAAAACGUGACUCUCGAUUAUAAGGAUAUACCCGGGUUGGCCGAAGCAGGGUGGCUGGAAGAGAUGGAUAAAUUGGCACAGAAACCAAAAAGGGGUCCUCAUUAUAAUUUCAUGGUCACUCUUUUUUCAGAGAUGCAAAACCACCCUUCAGCAUGGCCAUUCGCAGUACCCGUCAACAAGGAUGAAGUCCCUGAUUACUACGACGUCAUCAAAGAGCCUAUGGAUUUGUCUACAAUGGAACAGAAAUUGGAAAAUGAUAAAUAUGAAUCAUUUGAACAGUUCUUGUACGAUGCCAGGUUGAUUUUCAAAAAUUGUCGGUCGUAUAAUAGUGAGUCCACUACGUAUUACAAAAAUGCCAAUAAAUUGGAAAAGUUUAUGAAUAACAAGAUUAAGGACAGUGCCGAAUAUUCUCAUUUCUUAGAAUAA